AUGAUGCUAAUUUUUGUCAAGAUUACAAGUUUUCUUGAAAGAUAUAUCAUGGUUAGAAAAUUUAAAAGUGAAUUGGUAAGAAUUUCCUCUGAAUCGUUGCCACCUCAAUUAAGAAUUGAAGUUGAAAAACAAAUAAUUACUGAUGUAGCUCAUUGUAUGGAAUUGGUUAGAAAGAUUGAAAAUGCUAAUAUCAGCAUUUAUGAUAAAUCAUUAUACACUGGUAAAUCAGUUCAAAAUCAAUUUACAACUUAUAAUGCCAAUAAUGAUGAUUAUGAAUCACCCUAUAAAACUCCAAAAAUUAAAUCAAAUCCUUCUUUAGAUUCAUCUGGUUCAUCUCAUUAUUCUUUUAUAAAAGCUAUUAAAUAA
Messenger RNA from Dictyostelium discoideum AX4, 366 nucleotides. RefSeq lists its product as hypothetical. Lineage: Eukaryota; Evosea; Eumycetozoa; Dictyosteliales; Dictyosteliaceae. The record is from RefSeq and is a predicted model, not a curated record. The transcript is spliced from 4 exons. The coding region runs from base 1 to 366 and encodes 121 amino acids.